Molecule: messenger RNA, 1020 nt
Organism: Penicillium brevicompactum
Lineage: Eukaryota; Fungi; Ascomycota; Eurotiomycetes; Eurotiales; Aspergillaceae
Product: putative protein N-terminal asparagine amidohydrolase
Exons: 2
Coding region: 1-1020 (339 amino acids)
Biological process (GO): protein catabolic process
Molecular function (GO): protein-N-terminal glutamine amidohydrolase activity; protein-N-terminal asparagine amidohydrolase activity
Source: RefSeq, a predicted model, not a curated record
AUGAAGAUUGCGACUCUUCAAUUGGCUCCUAAACUAGGAGAUCUCCAAGGCAACAUUGAGAAGGCAGAUGGCUUAUUGAAGUCUAACAAAUUGGGUUCUGCCGGAGCAGCCACGCCUGACAUAUUGGUGCUUCCGGAAAUGGCCUUAACUGGCUAUAACUUCCCCUCCCUGGAGGCAGUCAAGCCAUAUCUUGAACCAGUGGGGGGUGGACCGUCUGCCUCAUGGGCACGCGAAACAGCCAAACGCUUGAAAUGCAAGGUCUGCGUGGGUUAUCCAGAGAUUGAGGAAACCCCCCAGAGCACCGACCAAACGACCUACUACAAUUCCCUCCUUGUAGUUGAUGAGAGAGGGGAGGUCAUUCACAACUAUCGCAAAAGCUUUUUGUAUUAUACAGAUGAAACAUGGGCAGCUGAAGGUCAAGUCGAGCGAGGGUUCAAAGAGCUUGCUAUUCAAGAACAACAGGUUGCAACUUCAUUUGGAAUCUGCAUGGAUAUCAACCCAUACAAGUUUGAGGCACCCUUUGACAAAUGGGAGUUUGCGAGCCGGGUGCUUGACUCGAAAACCCAGCUUGUGAUUCUUUCAAUGGCAUGGCUGACGCUGCUGAGCCGUGAAGAGCUCGACGCGUUGAAAUACAAGCCGGAGAUGGAUACCUUCAACUAUUGGCUACAGCGAUUCUGGCCUUUAUUGCAAAAGAGCAUGAAGCAUGAGAUCGACAUUGAUGGAAAGACCGGUUCUCCGAAGAAGGUCGUUAUCGUCUUUGCGAACCGAGCUGGAGAAGAGCCACCGGCAGACGAGACUAAAUCAGAGGCUCGCUAUGCAGGAACAAGCGCCAUUAUUGCAGUGACGCAAAAGCCGAAAUCAGGCUCAGAGCAGGACUCUGAGUCGAGCGAUGAUGGAGAGCUUCCCUUUGAUGUCAAAAUCCUGUGCUGGGAUCUCUUGGGUGCGGCAGAAGAAGGGGUUUGCUUCGCGGAUACUACUGCAGACCCCAAAAUGGUGUUUGCCAUCAAGAAGUCCAAGUAA